AUGUUUUCUCAGAGCCAUCAACUCUACAUGGAAGAUGUUUCCGUGGUGGAAGAAUCAGAAAUGCAAGAAGAGAGACAGUUUGUAUUCCAAGGACAGUGCAUGGUUCUCGGGGACUCUCGGGUUGGUAAAACAAGUCUGGUGAAAUCGCUCACCAGAAAGGAAUUUGAUCCAAACCAAACAAACACACAGGGAAUAGAUGAGAGCCUUGUGGACCAAAGUUGGAAAAACUACAACAUGAAGGAACUUGUAUUUGGAGACUUCAGGAGAUUUGUCUCAAUUACGGGUGGCUUAGAUAUGCUCUUCUUAAAACAAGGCAGAGAAGCAACAAGUGUUGUUCACGAGUUUAGGUUGGCUGGUUGGUCGGCUGGGUUGUCUCCCGAUUGGAUUGUAUAUUUUUUGGCAUGUGUUUUUAUAACUUAUAUUUCAGCAAGUUGUAAGCUCAUCGACUGUCACUAUACAAUGACCAUAGUUUUCAACUCUAUACAACUUGUUCCAGUGAUGGCUCAACCUAUUUUGCUGACUCUCUACUCGGCCAGCAAUCAAUUACAUGUCCGGAGUACGCUGGCUAAGUUCAACUGCUUUUUCAGCUACAGAGGAUUAUUAAUAGGCUCACAUCUUCCACUCGUUAUAUGCUACUACUGGCGGAAAUCUUACGUCCGCUUUCUCAACAUUCAUGUGGCACUCUUGACAGCUGCAGUUGUAAUUGCCUUCAUUGGUUGGCUCCUUUUGAAAGGACUGCGGAGUAACGAUUUUCAAUACUUGCAUCACUUUAUACCAGGAAGAUUGAUUCAGAAUAAACGUUUUUUAGUUUUUUUGUGUUUUUGUCGUUUACUAUUCUCAAUUGUCAUUGGAUUUUGCUUUGGCUUUGUAGCGGCAUCGUUUCUAACAUCAUUAUUAAAUGACUCACCAUUAUUAAUUCAUUCUCUUGAUUUUGUGCAAGAAGUUCUUCUUUAUUCCUACUGUGUGGCUUUUACAGUGUUAUCACCUUUUACAUUAUUUUAUGUGUCAAAGUUUCAGCCAUCACCAACUGACAGGUCGGAGGACCUAUAUGGACUUAUUGUACUGUCCGCCUUCCUAGCAUUUCACCACUGUAAACUAAUAUUGACCUCAGGACCUUAUUAUUUUGUCAUAGUAUUUCCUGCAUCUAUCUGUUUUGCAUUCUAUGUGGAAUUGUUUGGUCUCCAUUUCAUGUACCCCAAAACGUCCAUUUGCUCAAACAAGUUGUUUGAGUGCUUUGUGGCUUUUUAUCAUGUAGCAAUUGCUAGUAUCGAUCAUAAAAUGCUAAAAAGUGCCCUGAAUGAAACGUUUUCCUCUCUCAAAUUGAAGAUACUUGACUUUGCUGGAGACAAAGAAUAUUAUGCAUAUCAUCACAUGUUUCUUAAAGGUCAUGCCCUUUACCUCAUAGUAUUAAACAUGGCUGAAUUUGCAAAGCAUGAUUUCAAAGAAAUAAAUGCAGGAAUUGAAAGACUUAAGUUUUGGGUAGAGUCUGUCUGUAGCCAUGUCCCUCCAAAAACACCAAUAUUUCUAGUUGGAACUCACAGAGAAAGUAUUGACAAAAACUGUACAGAAACAAUCGACCACUUCCUGAGAAACAACUUCUGGGAUUUCUACUGUGAUGAACUGAUUGAAAACGACACUGAAGGGUUGGUGUUCUUUCCUGUUGAGAACUCUAAUGGACACAAUGAUCAUGGAAUUCAAUGUCUUCAAAAGAAAAUUGUGGAUGUUGCCAUAAAUUGUAAGGAAACAGUGGGUAAUCACAUUCCUCUACUGUGGGUCAGAAUGCAGGAUGCAAUCAUCAGGCACAAAGAAAAUAAGGAGGCCCUGUUUUGUGUAAAAUUUGAGCAGCUCAGAAUGGUGUUUGAAAAUCUUUUUAGCUUAAACUGGUCAAAAGAUGCUUUUAAGUACUUCCAUGAGCAAGGUUUGGUUAUUUACCUGGACAGAAAUCAGGAUCUUGAUCUGUCUGAUUGGAUACUCCUCAAGCCUGAAAUAUUGGUUGAUAUCAUUAUCCUGCUUGUCACACCGUCACCUCAGAUGACCCAGGAAAGAGGAUUAAGGCAUGACUGGAAUCUCUUGCAAAGAAAGGGACUGUUGACAAAACCACUCCUGAAGAACAUCAUCUCAAAGGUAAAGGAAAGUGUAGAAGCCAUGACUGCAUUUCUUGAGGAAUAUGAUUUGAUCUGCCCCUUGGCAAAUAGUAAGGUAAACAUUUGUAGGGUGCAUGAAGGUGAAGAGCAGCCAACACACUUUGUACCUUCCUUGUUACCAAUGGCCUCAGAAAGGGACACACCCAUAUGGCAUGAUGACGACACUGAUAAGAAAUGUUAUGUAUUCUUCACCAAGUUCCUGCCUGAACCUCUGUUCCACCAUCUGCUUUCUCGUGCUCACAAGCUUAGUAAGGUGGAGUUUCCUAAUGGUCAUACAGUUUUAUUCAGAGAUGCUGGCAGGUUCUGGUUGACUCCUCGGCAACCUUACAGUCUCAAGUUGAUGAAGGAGGAGAAGAUGAUUGAAGUCACAUUCAGAUGUAGGUAAGGCUGGAUAUCCUAAUGGUUUAAGCUUAGCUACAUUAAUGGUAUGUUUAUUGGUAGCAUUUAUUGCUCAAUCAAAGUGUAAAAUUAUGUUUCAAAGGAAAUAUAAGUAUAAAUGAAUGUAUUUUUUGGCCUAUGUAUGAAAAUGAUGUAAGGCAGGAUUAGUGUUAGAGCGAUUUUCACUUGACUGUCGUAAAACCAAAACCAAAGUAAAUACACUAGCCAACCAAAGGGCGUAGUAAAACCAAAACCAAACCAAUUCCUCAAUUACUUUUGACAGUCAAGUGAAAACCGCUCUAAUUUAUGCACAAAUUAUAACUAAUAUUGACAAUAAUACCUGUACACUGGAAUCAGUUACUUCCAUGGUAGGGGCUAAUUCCUAUUUUCAUCUGUUAUAAAAUGAGUAACUGCGACGCUGGUCUUUUAUUGAUUAGGGAAAAUGAUGAAGUAAGGCCAUCAGAUGUUCUGUGUCACAUGUUUUCCAUGGUUGAUGGAAUCUGCAAAACGAAUUUCCCUUUUGUCAGUUUCCACUGUGGCCCAGCAUGCCCCUCAUCCAACUGUCCUGGUCACCUACCAAACUAUGUUUCACAGUCAGUUGGAGAGGAACAAGUGCGACGCCAGCACGUGUUUAAUGUUAUGCCUGGACGGCAGGGAGACAGAAUUCCCUUUAUGUAUUGUGAAGACCAUAGUUUUGAACGGGAGUUGAACGAAUGGAUUCCUUAGAAAGAAAGGUCAGUAAUUUUUUUUCUGACUACAAAAAAGUGGACUGUCAAGUUAGACAAAAUAUGUAAUACCAGUAAAUGUAAAAUAACAGCUCCAGCUCACCUCUUUGAUUACUGGGUAUUUCAGUCCUAUGUUUCAUGCAGAUAUUGAAUUCUGAAAUGAGAAGUACAUAAUUUGUUAUAAAAAGACAUUGGUAAAAUAAAUUAAACUGUGCAAGAAAGUGGUCUUAAAUGUGGGAGCCCACUUACAUGUAAAAUUAUUAAUAUAAAAUAUCAGAGAAAGUCUCCUGAUACUGGUAACAAAUGUAUGGUGUUAUAGUUUAAAGGCUGCAUUAUUCCACCUUUUCACUGGGAUAACAGGCACUUUAACAGCCAUGGACGAAUGCACUGUAUGCUUUUACUUGGUCAAGUUGGUUUUAUGUGGUUGCAUCAGGUGUUUAAAUAUCAAAAAAGUUACAGUUACGAUUAUAUAAAAUAAAAAUACUUGAUGAACAUGAAACUUGUAGUCAUUAAACUGUUGUGUGUCUUUAAGGACAAUUUUUGUUAUAAAAUGUUUUGCUGAGGUGUCUGGUAUUGUUUCCAGGAAAUAAUUCACAUGUAAUUUCCUCUACAGGCACCUCUUGUCAGUACUGUCACCUUUUUGGUACAAAUGAACACAGUAUGUAGAAGUUAUCGCUUCCUUAUGAGCAAACUCAGUGUGUAUUUGUCGCUGACCAGAUACACUAGUACAAACCUUUGUAAGGAAGAAAAAAUAAAAACAUUUUUGCAACAAGGCAUAACGUUUUCAGGAUGAACAUUUAACAGACUCUUGUGGCCUGUAGAACAGUUUAAGCAUCAUGUAUGUGAGGCACAAUAAUUAAACAUUAGCCAGACUUUUUAAUGAUGGUAGAGCAGUCCAUUUCCAUCAUCGAUCAAGGAUUUGCAGUGCCUUAAUUGCCAUAUGGCCUUGCGAUGAUGAUGGAGCAGACUGUUUUAAUUUGGUUAGUAUUAAUUAUUAAUUUAUUAUUAUUGUGACUGUUGUUAUGAGUUAUUUUUAAUGACAGCUCCGAAAUAUAUUUGUUACACAGCAUAUAGAACAAGAAAAUUUUUUGGUAUCCAAUAAUUUACAGUGUAGUUUAUUGGGGUUGUAGAAAAUAAAAUUAUACCAGCAGUCUGCUGGCAGCACAAGGUACAACAUGCCCAAAGGGCGAGCAGGAAAAGAGCUUGGCUUUGCCACUGAAUUCCUACUGUUAGUACAGUAGUGAACCAUUUUACUCCCACAGUUAAUUAUAAAGUAGAAAUAAUUUGAAUUUCACACAAAGUAACAUUUUACACUGUAAGUUGUAUUGUACCAGAACAACGUAGUUACUAUAAAGUUCACAACCACAACUUGAGUCAGAUCAUAGUGAAUUUUGGCAAUGGCAUAGAUUAAAUUACAUGUCCAUAUAUUGUAGUGUAUGUUCAUUACCAACAAAAUGAAAUUUGAUUGUCUAUAGUUAUAAGUUUUACUUUCAAGCUCAGAAAACCAUGAGCAUCUGAAAUAUUUUAGGAAUGAGAAGAAAUUAUAGACUGGAAAUGUAUAAAAUAUUUACAACAAGAUUAUA
Molecule: messenger RNA, 4830 nt
Organism: Porites lobata
Lineage: Eukaryota; Metazoa; Cnidaria; Anthozoa; Scleractinia; Poritidae
Source: the annotation of a GenBank genome assembly